Bubalus bubalis (water buffalo) is the source of this 4281-nucleotide messenger RNA. It is a transcript of the gene DEPDC1, whose product is annotated as DEP domain containing 1. Gene Ontology annotation, biological process: intracellular signal transduction. Lineage: Eukaryota; Metazoa; Chordata; Mammalia; Artiodactyla; Bovidae. Gene Ontology annotation, cellular component: transcription repressor complex; nucleus. The coding region runs from base 132 to 2579 and encodes 815 amino acids. The transcript is spliced from 12 exons. The record is from RefSeq and is a predicted model, not a curated record.
UAUUCAAAUCAACGGCGGGGUCGACGGUUGUGGGGAUCUGUGUCACCGCCCGGGGAUCGGGGUCUGAGGGUCGCCUUUCGCUUCCAUGCCGGGCACCGGGCGCUGAGGGACCCUUGGGCCUGGUGGGCGGAAUGGAGAAUCGGGAUGUGCCUCCAGGCCCUUAUCGGGCCACUAAGCUGUGGAAUGAAAUUACCACAUCUUUUCGAGUGGGAAUGCCCCUAAGAAAACAUAGGCAACACUUCAAAAAAUAUGGCAACUGUUUUACAGCAGGAGAAGCAGUGGACUGGCUUUAUGACCUAUUAAGAACUAAUAGCAAUUUUGGUCCUGAAGUUACAAGGCAACAGACUAUCCAGCUAUUGAGAAAAUUUCUUAAGAAUCAUGUAAUUGAAGAUAUCAAAGGCAAAUGGGGGACAGAAAAUCUUGAUGACAACAGUCAGCUAUUCAGAUUUCCUACAAGUUCUCCACUUAAAACUCUUCCACGAAGGCAUCCAGAAUUGAGAAAAAACAACAUAGAGAAUUUUUCCAAAGAUAAAGAUAAUAUUUUUAAAUUGCGAAACUUAUCUCGAAGAACCCCUAAAACACAUGGACUACAUUUCUCUCAGGAAAAUUCAGAGAAAAUGAACUGUGAAAUAAUCGAGGAAGAUCAAGAAAAUUUAGCUGAAAACAGAGAAAUAAGCCAGAAAGAUGUUGAAGAAGUUUGGAGAUAUGUUAUUCUGAUCUACCUGCAAACCGUUCUAGGUGUAUCCUCCCUAGAAGAAGUCAUAAAUCCAAAACAAGUAAUUCCUCAGUAUAUAAUGUACAACAUGACCAAUACAAGUAAACACGGAGUAGUUAUACUGCAAGACAAAUCAGAUGAUCUUCCUCACUGGGUACUAUCUGCCAUGAAGUGCCUAGCAAAUUGGCCAAGAAGUAAUGAUGUGAAUAAUCCAACUUAUACUGGAUUUGAGCGAGAUGUAUUCAGAACAAUUGCAGAUUAUUUUCUAGAUCUCCCAGAACCUCUACUUACCUUUGAAUAUUAUGAAUUAUUUGUGAACAUUUUGGUUGUUUGUGGCUACGUCACAGUUUCAGAUAGACCCAGAGGGAUACAUAAAAUCCAAGAUGAUCCACAGUCUUCAAAAAUUCUUCAUUUAAACAAUCUGAAUUCCUUCAAAUCAACUGAGUGUCUUCUUCUCAGUCUUCUUCAUAAAGACAAAACAAAAGAAGAAUCAGAUACUACUGAGAGACUCCAGAUAAGUGAUCAAGGAUUUCAAGAAAAAUAUGCUAAGAAAAUGCAGCUAGUUAAUUUUAAAAACAGAAGAGCCAGUGCUAAUGACAUAAUAGGAGGAAGUUGCCAUAAUUUAAUAGGCUUAAGUAGAAUGCAUGUUCUAUCCUCUAACAUCAAACCAAGGUGCUAUUCAUUAGAAGGAAUUGUAGAUUUACCAGGGAGUUCAAGUAAAGAGGUCUCCAGUGUCUUCCAUCAAUCUGUUCUGAACAUAGAAGGACAAAAUAAUAUGCAAUCUUUAGAGUCUGAGACCAAACAGGAAUCCCUGAUGAAUCUUCAUUCAGAGGAAAGUAUUCAAAAGCCAUUCUCUGUUGGUUAUAAGAGAACCUCUACUUUGACCAUUCAAGACCAAGAGGAGUUAUAUAAUGGAAAGUGCAAACCGAAACAGCUUUGUAGAUCUCAGAGUUUACUUUUAAGAAGUAGUACAAGAAGGAAUAGUUAUAUUAAUAUGCCAGUGGCUGAAAUUAUCGUGAAACCAAAUCUUGAACAAGGCAGCACCAGUGUGCAAACAGCUAUGGAAGGUGAACUCGGAGAGUCUAGUACCACAAUCAAUAAAAGACUCUGCAAAAGCACAAUAGAACUUUCAGAAAACUCUUUACCUCCAGCUUCUUCUAUGUUGACUGGCACACAAAGUUUGCUGCAGCCUCAUUUAGAGAGGGUUGCCAUCGAUGCACUGCAGUUAUGUUGUUUGUUACUUCCCCCACCAAAUCGUAGAAAGCUUCAACUUUUAAUGCGCAUGAUUUCUCGAAUGAGUCAAAAUGUUGAUAUGCCCCAACUUCAUGAUGCAAUGGGUACAAGAUCACUGAUGAUACACACUUUUUCUCGGAGUGUGUUACGCUGUGCUGAAGAAGUAGAUCUUGAUGAGCUUCUUGCUGCAAGAUUAGUAUCUUUCUUGAUGGACCAUCAACAGGAAAUUCUUCAAGUGCCUUCUUACCUACUGGCUGCAGUAGAGAAACAUCUUGACUACUUAAGAAAGGGCCAUGUAUGUAUUAUUAAAAAUCCUGGGGAUGGAGUGAUUGCGCCUUUGCCAACAUAUUCAUACUGUAAGCAGAUCAGUGCUCAGGAGUUUGAUGAACAGAAAGUUUCUACCUCUCAAGCUGCAAUUGCAGAACUUUUAGAGAAUAUUAUUAAAAAUAAGAGUUUGCCUCUAAAGGAGAAAAGGAGAAAAAUAAAACAGUUUCAGAAGGAAUAUCCCUUAAUAUAUCAGAAAAGAUUUCCAACCUCUGAAAGUGAAGCAGCACUUUUUGGUGACAAACCUACAAUCAAGCAACCAAUGCUAUUUUUAAGAAAACCAAAGUUUCAUAGUUUAAGAUACUAAUUGAAUUGAAAAUUAUGUACUACUUCUAGAAGUUUGGUAAGUGAAGCCAUAUGUAAGAAUUCAGGUACUAUAAAAGAAGUCUAUUUAUUAAUACGGUUUUUUUUUUUUCAAUAAAACAUUAUUAUAUAAGGAGGUGCCAAAUAGUUUUUAUCAUUGUGAAGCUGCUAAGAAACUAGUAGACCUUAACUGAGAGCAAAUAACAGUAGAUGAUACCAGGUAUUUUAACCAGAAAUGAUCUUUUGUUUUUUAUACAGCUAUCUGGAAAAGUUAUCAUGAUGUGUGCUAAAACUGUAUUUACUUGAAUUUUGAAAACUGACAUUUGCUCUCAAGAUUAAGCUGUAAUUCUGUUUAAAAAAAAAAACUUAUCUGCACAUGCUUAUUGAUGUUACUUAAAGAACUAGAUGUUUUAGUUGUUUAUAAUUACUUUUGUUUCUAAGUGUAAGAAUGUGAAGAAUAUUUGGAAACUUGAUGAAUUAAUUUUCAUCUACUAAAUAUUGCACUCUUAUAUAUUCUUUUUCUACUUUUGAUCUAUUUAUGCAUCUAUGUGUUUUUUAUAUAUAAGGCUUUGGUUUGCCUUUAAUGUUUACCCCAACUGCUUCAGUCAUUCAUUUUUUUCCAGUAAAUAUCUUUUGCAUUCUAAUUGUCAUGAAUCUACAAAAAGGUAGAAAUAUGAAAGAAGUAGAAGGCAGUCAUAUGUUCAUGUGAAAGAUAUUUAUUUAGCAACUGCUAUAUGCCUUUCUUUUUUUUUUUCUUUUUUUUUAAUUUUAUUUUAUUUUUUAAACUUUACAUAAUUGUAUUAGUUUUGCCAAAAAUCAAAAUGAAUCCGCCACAGGUAUGCUAUAUGCCUUUCAUUCUUCAAGAUGUGAGGAGAAAAUGAGGAAUAAAACAGAAAACCUUUUCCCCUAAAAUAUUUUCUAAUCAAGGAAAAUAUACCUAUUAUAUACUUAAAAUAACAGUACACUCCCUGAAAUCAAGUCAUGAGGAUUCAUUCCUACUGAAGACUAGCCUUUUUAAUGAUGAAACAGUUCUCUAAGCUAGUGUUUUUUAAAUUGGUGCAUAUUAGAAGCACCAGGAGAGUUUUAAAAUAAAAAAUGCUCAGGCCCUACCUUAUAUUGAUUAAAUCAAAAUUUUAACGAAUAGCAUAUAGGCCUCAGUAUUUUUUAAUCUCUCCAGGUGAAUCCAAUAUUCAGCCAACUUUGAGAAUCAGUGCCCUAAAUACUUUGUAUAAAUAAAAUGUCAAACUGGUAUCAUAUUGGCUUUAUUAUUUCACGGAAGAAAAUCCCAAGUGUAAGUUCCUGUCCUCUUAAUAGAAGAUUCUCCAAAUUUCUACUUGACUAACAGUACAAACUUGAAGCAAUUUUUCUUCCAAAUUUUUCUGAAGAUUAUUUAAUAUCUAUUUGGUAAGUGUAAAGAUAUACAUACUGAAUGGGAUGUAAUAGACACUUAUUGUUCAAUGAUUGUUUUGAUUUCUCAGUGUAAUGUCAUACAGUAAAAUGACAAUGUUCCAUUCGAGAUUAAUAUUUUUAUUAAAAAUAGGAACAGAAAAUAAUAUAUCUUUUGCCCAGAAACCUUAGCUAGAAGUAUUGAACCAAAUUAGAAUUCUUCCCAAGGUGUUUGUAGACUCAAAAAUUUGUUUAAAGGUGUGUACUAGUAUGAAUUAUGUUGUGUAUUGCAAUAAAAACUAUUGUGGGUUUUGUAACAA